This is a messenger RNA of Crotalus tigris (Tiger rattlesnake), 1474 nucleotides long. Its product is annotated as testis-expressed protein 47-like. The transcript has 9 exons. NCBI's taxonomy places the organism in Eukaryota, Metazoa, Chordata, Lepidosauria, Squamata, Viperidae. The record is from RefSeq and is a predicted model, not a curated record. Gene Ontology annotation, molecular function: blue light photoreceptor activity; FAD binding. Bases 401 to 1282 code for a protein of 293 amino acids.
UAGGCUUUGUGAAAAGACUGUCACCUCUUGUUUCCCAGGCACAGGGAGAGGGAGGAAUGAAUUUGAACUCAUUAACUUACCUGUGCAAGCUGGUGAAUUGUGCUAAGGCCAUUCCCACAUAGCUGGCCCCUUCUGGCUGUGCUUUGUUGGUAUGGGGGAUGGGACAAGCAAUCUCCAGCUCCUUGGGGUCUUUUUUUUUUUUUUUGUUAAGCCAUUGCCUAGCAACUACAACAGGAGCACAGCAAGCCAUGGCGUCCUCCCAGGCAGAGAGCAGCUUUUUUUACGAGAGUGAUGACUUCACCUUUGAAGACAGGAGCUCUGUGUAUGAGCUUCAGCUGGAGAGGCUGAGAAAAGAUGGAAAGGCACUUUAGCUCUGGGAAAGCACAAGAAAGGCACUGAAAUGUGGGGAAAACGGGAUGAAUCACCAGAUGAAGAGGAGAGGACCAAUUUUCUCAAUCAGCUCCUCCUGGAUAGAGUACUUCAUGGCACAGAGGAUACUAAAUCCCUCCUCCACAGGCUGAUCUUUCUGGCUAAGAUCUCACCAGACCUGGCUGAUAAAAGGUAUUUGGCCGAGUACUGGGAACAACUAUUUCUGAAUCUGCAACGCCAGUAUUGUCAGGGAGUAGGGAUCACAGGCCUCUUGCUUCUCUAUCCUACCUACAUUAUACACAUACUAGAGGAUUGCUGUGUGACAGUGAAGACUUGGAGCAAACCUUGGAAAUUGAUCAAAGAGAGAAGCAACCUGGAAUUAAGGACAAACUUCCUGACAUCAUCCAGUGAUGUGUUCUACUCUGUCCUACGGGAUCUGAGGGACAUGGAACAGCAGAAGAGAGUGCUAGUCCUGGAUGCUAAGAUCCUGGUAGUGUCCCACAAUCUCCCUUCUCGACUCUUCCCACAAUGGAGCUAUAAAAUGUUGAAUCUACCGGAGAGAUACCUGAACUAUGAGACUUCCCACGAGGAGCCAGUGGAGGCUACCAUCUCUGAAUGCCUCACUGCACUCUUGAAACUGGGCAAACAUCUGCUGAAGUAUCCCAAGAGCCCUAAGAACCUACCAGAUCAUUUCUUGGAGGAAGUCCCAGAGUUCAUUGUUUCCCAAGACACCAUUGGUUUCCUCCUGGAAUGUCAAGAGUUAUUGAGUCCAGCUCAAUUCCUGCAUUUAUUUGAAUUUCCUCUGAACAUCCAGAUGGACUCAGACAGCAUGCAUUCUUUGUCAGAUCGGUUAAAACGUCAUCUUGAUUGGGCUGUUUUAAAGGAGACUUUUAAGAAAAAAAUGCCUUUGUGAUAUUUGGAACAUAGUAUUGAUAGAACUGUCAGAUUGCAUCUUUGAAAUUCCAAUACAGAAAAAUGAUCAUCAACGUGGACUGCUUGUAAUUUUUUGAGAUAAUUGAUUUUGCUUUAAUAAAAGUUGUGUUCUCUCUUUCAGAAUUUAUAUCUCUGAUACACUCAGUUCAAAUAAAUGUAGCCCUGCAUAUAA